This is a messenger RNA of Triticum aestivum (bread wheat), 2166 nucleotides long. RefSeq lists its product as uncharacterized. The transcript is spliced from 3 exons. The coding region runs from base 1051 to 1881 and encodes 276 amino acids. NCBI's taxonomy places the organism in Eukaryota, Viridiplantae, Streptophyta, Magnoliopsida, Poales, Poaceae. The record is from RefSeq and is a predicted model, not a curated record.
AGCCUCCCACCCCGUGACUCUUUCCUUCUCACAGCUGACUCUUCCGUUUCUCUCCUCUCGUAUUCUUCUACACGCCACCGCUGUCCACGGUGGCGGCCGCUCGCCGGAGACCUCCGCCGGACUUAGAUCCGACCACCGGUCCGGCGGUCAGCUGUUCCCGCGGUGGUAGCUUGCGCUAUGAUGAAGCGGCGUUCGGCUGUUCCCUCAGCCUGUCUGGCCCAUCCGCUCUCCCACGGCCAGUCCGGCCGUUCCUUGGCCGGAUCUCAUAUGGUAGCCAUCGCUGUAUCUCCGCCAGCGGUCAGCAGGUACUCCGGCAGUGGCUGGCGCCACCCAGCGGCGGCCAGCCGUUCCUGCCGGAACCUAGCCGAAAACGUGGAUGAAGACCAGAAGGAGCUGUGCGCCGUCCUCCUUCGUGCAGCUCGCGGCGUCGGCGGUGCAGAUCCGCCGUGCCCCUUCCGGCCGGGUCUGUCCGGGUUGGCCGCUCGUCGAUCCGUUUCUCGCGGGUGCGACCCGGCAUCCGUUGGUGAAUCGGGUGCCGUGCCCCUUCCGGCCGGGUCUGUCCGGGUUGGCCGCUCGUCGAUCCGUUUCUCGCGGGUGCGACCCGGCAGCCGCGAGAUCCGUUGGUGACUCGGGUGCGACCCGGUAGCCGCGGGAUCCGUAGGCGACUCAGGUGCGGGCGGCACGCCGGUCCGGUCGCACCGAUCGGAUCCGGUCGAGAUCCUCGGUCUGGUCGCAUGGACCGGUGCGAGAUGCUCGUCUCUCCGGUCGGUCGGACUCGCACCGAGCCGCCGGUCGAGCCAGCUCCGCCACUUGGUGCGACCGACCGAUCGCCCGCCCGGACGGACGGACGCGCACCAGGCUCCAGCCAUCCAGCCCUGCGACGGCACGCAGCAUCCACACCGUCCGUUCCUCGAUCGGACGGCGCACCUCAGUGGCCAGGUAGGGUUUCCGCCCUAUAAAAGCGGACACUCGUCUCCUCCGCUCUCUCCCCCAUUUCCGCCGCCGCCGCGCCUCACCAUUCCCGUCCCCCCCCCUCUCAAGCCGGCCCCCAUGGGGAACCAGAUCGGCACCGGCAAGAUGGAGGCAGAUCUGAUCGGCGCCGGGGUCGGGACCGGGAAGACGGAGGCGGCUCCGGUCAGCGCCGGGGUCAGCACCGGGAAGACGGAGGCGGCUCCGGUCGGCGCCGGGAAGAUGGAGGCAGAUCUGAUCGGCGCCGGGGACAAGCUCGGGAUCCCCGAGGAGAAGGGCCUGGAGAUCACCGCCGACCAGCUCGAGGCCCUGGAGAAGGCGUCUAUCGAUCUUGCCGUCAUCAAGCUUCGAGAGGCAUCUGAUUACUUCAACGCUGCUGGCUGCUUCGCGGCUGCGAGGCAGGUCUCCUAUCUGCCCGAACCAGAGCCCUUAGCCCCCGUGGUCAUACAGAAAGUGAAGGAAGCACCGAUGAUUGUCCAUGAUCUCUUCGAGGAUAUUAUCUUCCACCGCAUGAGCCCUCGCGCGAGAAUCCUUAGCGGUGUCUACAAGGCCACUCCUGCUCAGGUUCGAGCUGUCCAGCAGUUUACAAGGAAGCAACUCAAGUUGGACCCAGUGGUGGUGGAUCCUAUCGCCGCCGAAGUUCACCGGGAGUUCACAAGGACUGCAGGCCUGGGAGAGAACGUGAUGUCCGCCAGUGAUGUGGCCAGGAUCCUCAAGAUCAGGGAGGGUAUGUCAAGCCUCCACCCAGAUGAUCAGAAGAAGCUGGAGAUGAUCAAGAUCUUCGUGGACAACAUAAAUGCUGGCUCAGCUAUCUGCACGGCUGGUGGUUCCGUUUUGGGAGGCAUGUGGACUCUUCGCCAUUGGAAUACAAGUUUCCCCAUGUCCGACCUGCCGGAAGAUUGGGUUUGGUAGGGAGGUGCCUUCUGUUUGAUCUCUUGCGCCACUCACAGUUUUGGAGUCCUUAGUCCUUCCUGCAAUACCUUCAUCCUUGUUUUGCGGUUGCUAGUCUGUUCUGCGGUAUCUUCAGUUCUUAUUUUGCAAGUCCUGAUGCUAGAUUUUGCCAGACUGUGUUUUGCAACGGCUGCAACGAAUUAUGCAAGUCAUUCUGCAAUGAUUGGAAGCUACAGUCAUGUGGUGUUAUUAUGAACAUGGGUUCAUGAAAUGGUUUCCUUGAAUGGAAUUUGGUUCAAAAUCAAA